Messenger RNA from Contarinia nasturtii (swede midge), 700 nucleotides. It is a transcript of the gene mRpL23, whose product is annotated as 39S ribosomal protein L23, mitochondrial. Lineage: Eukaryota; Metazoa; Arthropoda; Insecta; Diptera; Cecidomyiidae. The coding region runs from base 138 to 602 and encodes 154 amino acids. Gene Ontology annotation, biological process: mitochondrial translation. The transcript has 2 exons. Gene Ontology annotation, cellular component: mitochondrial large ribosomal subunit; ribosome. The record is from RefSeq and is a predicted model, not a curated record. Gene Ontology annotation, molecular function: structural constituent of ribosome.
GUAACAUAACCAAAGUUCAAAACAUUUGCAAAGACUUUCGAUGAAUUAAAAAAUUGUUUUGUUUUUUCAUCUGAAAGAAAAAGUAACACUUAGAAAGCAUUUUUUUUUUUCAAAUUGGUGUGAACAAAACGAGAAGAAUGUCAACUCGAUGGUACCCAAUUUAUAAACGUGGCAAUCCACAAUUACGUGUAUUUAUGCCGAAUUUCUGGAUGAAAAUGGUGCGAAACGAUCAGAAACCAACACCGCCUGCAAAUGUGGUCACAUUUCAUUGUUCCAUGGAGAUGACAAAACACGACAUUAAAAAUUAUUUGACCAAAAUUUAUAAUGUUCCCGUAGUAGAUGUACGAACAGAAGUGAGACUUGGUGAAUUCUUCCGUGAUCCAAUAAACAAGUAUGUCAAAAAGAAAGAUGACUACAGAGUGGCCAUUGUAACUAUGCCCGCCGAACAGACAUUUGAAUUUCCAACAAUACACGACGAAGAGAAAACCGAAGAAGAAAUGAACAAAGCAAAGAAAUCGAUCAGAGAGCAGGCCGAUCUAUUGAAAAAAUUUAUCAAACGCAAUGAAAAUAGUCGAAAUUCACCGCCAUUCUUCUCAAUAUAAAAAAUGUGAACGAAAAAUGCAUUUUAUGUAAAAUACAAUCACGAAAGAAUAGUUUUUAUUUAGAACAGAAUAAAGCAGUUAAAAUUUAAAGCCCUAUA